Acanthochromis polyacanthus (spiny chromis) is the source of this 8796-nucleotide messenger RNA. RefSeq lists its product as uncharacterized. The record is from RefSeq and is a predicted model, not a curated record. Lineage: Eukaryota; Metazoa; Chordata; Actinopteri; Pomacentridae. Gene Ontology annotation, biological process: lipid transport; lipoprotein metabolic process. The transcript has 51 exons. Gene Ontology annotation, molecular function: lipid binding. Bases 105 to 5123 code for a protein of 1672 amino acids. Gene Ontology annotation, cellular component: membrane; extracellular region.
GUGGUGAGUUUAAACGCCUGGGAAUGUUUGACACUGAAGGACAAUAUUCUCCGUAAAUUAGAUACGAAGCGUCUCUCAAGUGUCUCCAAAACUCCGCAGGCAGGAUGGAGGCGUGUAUGGUGAAGCCAGAAGUCAAGAAGAAACCAAAACCGCCCAAGCCUCCUCCGAAGCCUGCAGAGGUCAAAAGAAAUGAAGCAGAGAGACCAGGUCCUGUGGUUCCUCCUCGACCACGUAAUGAUGAACUGACUCAAACACAAUACAGACUAAAGAGCUCAGCAGUGGAAAACAAACAGCAACGAGAGACAAAAGAGAAACUGCCUGAAACUCCCGCCGUUCCGCCCAGACCUACAGAAAAGGAACUGAAUAAUGCAACCAGAUACAGUCAGCGCAGGAGGAUCCAGGCUGAGGACACAGAGAGCUCCAGAGAAACUGCCCAACCAGAAACUGCAGAAGUUCCCAGAGAUGAAGCCGACUUCAAACAGAGCAAUGAGUCGGUCCUGACUGGGUUAUUUCGACGGAGCCAUAAAGAGAAAACACCGACGUUCACUAGUUAUAUGAUCAACACCUUUGGCGAAGAGGAGAAAACUGAAGAGGCCCCAGUCAAACAGGCUCCUGGCAGCAAACCGGGUGUUCUGAAGGGAGUAAUGAAAGGGUUGCAGAUCAAGUCGUCACCAAAGGCCAGCAGAGACCCGAGUCCAGAUCCGAGGGCAGAGGAAGGAGGCUCAGAAAAGGAACAAUCUGCAGAAAAAAACAAGCCAGAGAAGAAUGCGGAACCCAAACAGGACAAAGGAGGUCUGCUCGUUGGAAUGUUCCCAAAAACACCCAAAGAGAAAUCAUCUUCUCCGGCAGUGACGGUCAGUAAAGCAGACAGUGAUACCGAACAUGCAGAAGAAGAGAAAACAUCAGAACAGUCCAUCGAAAAUCGAAGGUUCUUCUCUGGCAUCCUUAAAAAAUCCAACAGACCAGCAGAUGAGACGUCUGCACAGGAGACUCUGAGUGCCCAUAGUGAUCUAUCUGCCAGCAGUGACAGUCUGUCUGAAAACAGGGAAAAAGGAAACAUUUUCAGCGGGAUUUUCAAGAAGUCACCGAAACCAGCAGAAGCCACUCAAACCGAUGAGGACCAACUGCAUGGAGAUCUGUCCAGCAGCACUGUUAAUCUGAAUGAAGCUCCAUCAAAGGAGAAAGGUUUUUUCAGCGGCAUCCUGCGCAAAUCUCCCAAGAUUCCUGGAGAGGAGACACCUGCACAGGAUAAAGAGUCACACCAGACCAACCUGUCAGCCAGCAAUGAGAGUCUGUCAGAGAACACCAAAGAGAAGGGGAAUGUUUUCAGUGCGAUGUUUAAGAAAUCUCCAAAAUCAUCUCAAGGCUCCCGACUGGAAGAGGGGGCAGAGCUGUUGCAUGGCGAGCUUUCUGCCAGCAGUGACAGCCUGUCGGAGAACAAGGAGAAAGGCAGUUUGUUCAGUGGACUCCUCAGAAAGACUCCGAAAACAACCGGGGAGGAGAAUCUGUCGGCACAUAAAGAUGUUUCAGGCAGCAGUGACAGUCUGUCUGAGGCUCCCAACACAAAGGAGAAAGGAGGAGCAUUUGGUGGAAUGUUUAAGAAGUUGUCCAAACGUUCAGAAAGUCCUCCAACAGAUGAGGAGAAAACGUCACAAGACGACGAUCUCUCUGGCAGCACUGAAGCUCUAAAUGAGAACACAAAGGAAAAAGGAGGAAUAUUUAGCGGAAUAUUCAAGAAGCCACAAAAACAUGCAGAAACUGCUCAAUCAGAGGAGGAUCCUGACUCUGAGCUCUCAGCCAGCAACGAGAAUUUAUGUGAGAACAAACAGGAAAAAGUUGGGCUGUUCGGUGGCCUUCUCAAAAAAACACCCAAAGCAUUCGGAGACGAUGAAGCUGUAGAGGACAAAGACUCUCAGUCGGAGCUGUCUAUAAGCAACGACAGUUUGGCUGAAAAUGGCAAGGAGAAAAAUGGAGGUUUGUUUGGCGGACUCCUCAAAAAGACUCCUAAAUCAUCAGAAGAAAAGGCAGAGUCUUCUGACAGAGAAGCUCAGAAAGAGCUGUCGGGCAGCAAAGACGACCUGUCUGAGAAUAGCAGCACCAAGGAGAAAAACAUUUUCAGCAACAUGUUUAAGAAGAAACUGGCAGAGAGCGUUGCAGCAGAGAAGGAGUUGGAGGGAAAUGCUAAGGAUCAGUUUUCUGGCAGCAGUGAGAAUCUGACUGGCACUACCGUACCAAAGGAGAAAAAAGCAGGCCUGGCUGGAAUAUUCAAAAGAUCGGCCAGCAUCGACAACCUGUUCGACGAGGAGAAGGGUGGGCUGUUUAGUGGACUUCUCAAGAAAACUCCCAAAGCAUCUGGAGACGACGAAGCAGCAGAAGACAAGGAAAUGUCUGCAAGCAACGACAGUUUGGCUGAAAAUGACAACACAAAGGAGAAAAACAUCUUCAGUGGGAUGUUUAAGAAAACUCAGAAACCAGCCGAUGAGGAAUCAAAUACCAGCGAGGACAAGAAACUAUCCUCUAGUUGUGAAAACCUUUUAGAAGCAGCCGGAUCUAAGGAGAAAACAGGAGGAUUUGCAGGAAUCUUCAAAAAGUCGCCUAAACCUGCUCCUCGCAUCAUUGCUACUCAGGAUCCCCUCAGCGACUCAAAGCUCCUGUCUGCCAGCUGCGACAGCCUCCCAGAAGCUGGACAGGAGGAUCUUUCAGCACACGGUGAAUUGUUGGGCAGCACUGACAAUCUUAUUGAAGCUACAGGUGCCACAAAGGAGAGGAAAGGUGCAUUUGCUGGAAUGUUCAAGAGGACUCCCAAAACUGUGGAGCAGCAGGAAGGGGAAGGUUUGGAGGCGCCAGAGGGAGGCGGACUGAGACGCAGGAGGACCAUCAAGAAGAAAAGACGAGUUGUGUCGUUCCGAGUCAAGACAACUCUUCCCCGGAUUCCCAAACUUAACUUGCCUUCACAGAGUUCAGAAAAGCUGCCUUUGGUUGAAGAGACUGUUGAGCUGCAGGAUCUGAACUUAGCACAGGAGAGCACAGUGGAGGUUCAGCAGGUGGAGAUGGCAGCUUAUCCGACUGAAGAAAACCCAGCAGAAACUGAGCAGGAACCCGAUGAACUGAUGGAGUGGUGGAACACAGUCAAAGGUUGGACCGAGUGGAAUGAGAGUUCAAAUUUCCAGGCAGAGGAUGAAGAAAUGGCAAUGGAGCAGGCGGCCGAUCGAGUCUACAUGGCCGCCCGUCUCUUUGUGCGUCUCUUCAACCAGCGGGGGGCAUCCUUACAGCAGCGCAUCCUGGAACUCGUGGCUCUGGCUGAUGCCGCCGAUCAGUUCCACAAGAAGACAGUCUCGGCAGCCGUGGGCGGCGGCGUUGCCAGCGUGGCUGGCAGUGUGGCCACGAUCACCGGCCUCAUUCUGGCACCCUUCACCUUCGGGGCCUCCAUCAUUGUCACGGCCGUGGGCAUCAGCGUGGCAACGGCGGGCAGCAUCACGUCGGCAACGGCCAACAUCACCGACACAGUUCACUCCAACAUGGACCGGAAGAAGGUAGAGAAGAUGAUCCAGGGCUACGAGGAGGAGAUCAAGGACAUCAGAGAGUGCAUGGAGUUUGUGCAGGAAGGUAUGAACACCCUGGAGGAGUGGGAUUUCAGCAAAUACUCUGAAAGUGCGGCCAAAAAGGCUUUGAACCACAACAUCAAACACGUGAUGAAGGAGGGCGGCCGAGCUGGAAAAGCCCUAAUGAUCAACACCGACAAGCUCAUCAGCACCGUGCAGGUUUUGGGCGCGGCAGGCGGCGUCGCCAAAGCUGCCCAGGCCAUCAGCGUCACCACGGGCGUCAUGUCGGCACUGUUCCUGGCUCUCGACGUUUUCUUCCUCGCCAAAGACUCCCACAAGCUCCGCAAAGGCGCCAAAACCAAGUUCGCCGCUAAGAUCCGGGAGGUUUGCAAAGACCUCCAAGACGGCCUCCUAGAACUGAACAAGGUGAAGACACAGCUGCAGAAGACGAUGGAUGGCAUCGAGGUGGAGGAGUACGAGGAGAUAGAGGAGGUGGAGGUGGAGAUCGACGAUGACUUGGAGUCCGACCCCAAGAAGCUGGCAGAGCUGGAGCAAGAGCUGGACCUCCUGGAGGAGAAGCUGGACAAGAAGGCAGAGGAGGAGCUGAAGAAGAGCAGAGAGGUGGAGAAGGAAAAUCUGAAAAGUAAGAAGGAGAAAAAAGAGGAGAAAGUAGAAUCGGAGGAGAAGAAGGAGGAAGAGGAGAUGAAGGAGGAAGAAGAUGACUCAAAGAAAGAGAAAAAGGAAGAAGAAGAAAGCAAAUUAGAGGAAAAGGAGCCGAAACAUGAGAAGAGUGUCAAAACCUCCAAAGAAGAAGUUUUAAAAGAACAACCUCAGAAAGGAAGCAAGAAAGACAAAGAAGCUGAGAACAGAUUAACAGUCGAAAAAGAGAAACACGAGAGCAAGCGAGACAAGACGAAAGAAGAAACAGGUGUGAAUAAAACAGCAGACAGGAAGGAAAAAGAGAAAAAUAAGAUGGAAAAAGAGCAGGAAGAAGUUAAGAGCAGCUCAGUAGAUGACAGGAGGUUAAAAAUGCACCAUGAGAACAGAGAAAGUGGAAGGAGAAGAAGCAGCAGGGAGGAGAAGCCCGAGGGGAAUAAAGAGGAGAGGAGGCACAGCAGCAGGAGCGAUAGAUACGAAACCAGAGAGGGCGACCGGACGGAGAGCUGGAGGAGGCAAGGAGAGGAGGAGAGAGGAGCGACUGACUGGAGAGCAGAGAUGACUAAAAACAGAGAGGAGAAACCGGAGAGCAGGGUGGCCGAUAGAGCGACAAGGAGAGAAGACCGCAAAAAAACGGCGUUGCAUCAAAGUCUUGAGACAAGCAGGGAGCAUCCAGAAAGAGAAGCACCAAAGAGGAGCCACCACAAGGGGGAGGAGAGGGGAGGCAGCCGAGUGGAGAACGCCAGGAGGCAGUUUGAGAGGGCGGGAGGUGGUGAGGUGGAGGAGGAGAGGAUGAAGAGAGAAGAUGGAGGGAGUCGGAGGAGGGAGAGUAGAGGAAGCGACAGAGAACGAGGACACGAACACAGCCGGAGAGGAUCUCGACCUCGAUCCAACGCUCUGCUGGAGGACGGACUCUAUAUUUAGAUUUAGCACCAUCCAUGAUAACACCACAAUCAACAGAUGCGUUAAUUCCAGUCCACAGAGAACGAAAGUCAGUGAAUCACGUCUUUAAAUUUUGGGUCAUUCUUCCAAAUUUAGGAACAGUUUGCCCUUGACCAUCUCAGUUUUGUCUGAUUUUUUUUUUUUUUCUUAUGCAUAUUUACGCCACUGUUCAAAAGUUUGGGGUCAAAAAUACAGUCUAGACAUUACUAAUGUGGUAGAUGACUAUUCUAGUUGUAAACAUCUGAUUUUUAAUGAAAUAUCUACAUCAAAUCAAAUGCCUUUAUUGUCAUUGGACAUAUGUACAACGAGGCCCAUUUCCAGCAACCAUCACUCCUGUGUUCUAGUGGUACAUUGUGUUAGCUAAUUAUGUUGAAAGGCUAAUUGAUGGUUAAUGGAUGGGCUACGAUGGACUUUUGAAUGACAGUGUAUGUUGUUAAGUAAAACGUGUAAAAUCUGGGCUCAUAGGUAAUAUUUGUUAAAAUCCUUGAAGAACUCAUGGUCAUGUCGAUUUUUGCGCUGUUUGCUUCUGUGGAUCAAUAUUUGAAGAGCCAUAACUUGAGAAAUAAUGUAGUUAGAGUUAGGAAAUUUUGCAGGUUAAACGAUAUGUCCAUGUGGUCUUCAAUAGUUCAACCCAAGACAGGUAUAUGAUGGAGCUAGUUUGGUCAAAAUCAAGUCCAGUCCUUUAUUUUUCACCCUAAGAGGCUGCUUUUUUUGCUUUAAAAUGUAGAAUAUGGUGCCAGUAUCAAAUAUUAAAAUUAAUUAUACGACAUCAUUGCCUUUGGGACCACUUUUUUUUUCUAAAAUGAUUGAAGCAUAAUAAGUUGGAAACCAUGAUUUUUGUAGUUAUGAUGCAAAAUUGGUUGAAAACAUGUCCAAACCUUUAUUUUUUCACCCUAAAAGGCUGAUUUGUUUUGCUGUGAUUAGCACCAAUAGGAACUUUAAAAUGUUGAAUAUGGUGCCAGUAUUAAAUAUUAAAAAUUAACUAUGUGAUGUCAUUGCUUAUGGGACCAAUCUUUAUCAAAUGAUUGAGGUAUGAUAUGUUGGAAAACCUUGAAUUUUCUCAUAUGAUGGCGAAAAUUUGGUCAAAAACAUGUCCACCUUUAAUUUUCAUCCUAAGGCGCUGAUUUUAAAUAACUGGCACCAAUAGCAGCUUUAAACGUUGUAUGGCACGAGUCAUGGAAAAUCAUUAAAAUUGCUAUGGCUGGACCCGAAUAUCUGAAUAUUCAGUCGUGACAGUGGUAUCCGAAUAUUUAUUGUGAGAUCCGAAUAUUCUGAUUUUACAUGUAAAACUCAUGCACUCUAGCUUUAAUUAAAUCACCCAAACUCUUCCUGAAAACAAAAUCCACUGGACAAUAUCUCUAAUACCUAUUAUUAGGAUCUGUUUACUGUUGAUUUUGGUGUUUUUGUGGCAUUUGUGUUACUCAAGAGUGACAACUUUUAGUUUUUUUGUCAUCUGCUGACAAUCCCAUGGAUCCACAACUUUUUCUCCAGGCUAAAAUAUUUCCACAACCGCUGGAUGGACUUCUGUGCAGACAUUCAUGAUCCAUAGAAGAUAUUACGAAUGACUUUAAAGAGCCUCUGACUUUACAUUUAGUGCUGCCAUCAGGUCUGAGAUAACUCUGUCUCAGAGGGAAAUUUGCUUUGGAUGCACAAUGUUUCUGCUGCUGCCGUACAGUAAAAAAUCUAAACACAUCUCGUAGACACCUGGAUUUAAGAAGUAGCUGCACAAUAAAUGACUGAGGAUAAAUACUAAAAACACUAAAUAAACUGAAUCAGAUGCUAUAUUAAAGUACUCAGAUAUUCAGAUACUUUGAAUCAUUGUCAUCAGCAACAACAAUCAACCUAACUUUUAGCUGCUCUUUGUGUUUGGUGCUAAUGGGUAAAUAUUAGCAUUCUAACACAUUACAUAAGGCACUUACAAAGACGGUGAAUGUAAUAAACAUACCUGCUAAAUAUUAGCCUGUUAGCCUGACCAUGUUAACAGGCUAAUAUUAGCAUUAACCUUAAAGUUCUACUUAAAACUCUUGAGUUUGCCUCUGAAAUUAUUCUACAAUGUACAUUCAUGGCCUGCCUCAGGGUAUAAUAAGCAAAGUCAAUGCAGGAGUGCCUUAAACUUGCAUUCUGACAAAUAACCAGUAUGGGGUGACUCCUCUGGUUGCAAAAAGAAGUCAGGUUGUUAGAGAAAAUUACCCUUUUCUCACUUGAUUUAUUUCCUCAGUAAACAUUUUCCUCAUAAGUUUUUGGUCUCAAAUGUUACUUUAACAUCUCCUUCAGUACAUCAUGGUGUUAUAUUUUUAAAUUGCGGUCCUAUUUAGCAUGAAAUAGACGCUGAAACCAGGUAAAUUUUAGGCCAUGGCAACCUUGUGAUGGACAGGUUGCUACCAAAUCACUGAAAGUAGUGUUGAAGCUAUAAACACUAGUGAGUUUUUUUGUAUAUUUUGUACUGUGUUUUUUGCACAGUUGAUAAAUAUACUGACUCUGAAAUGCAAGAGAGUAAAUUAAAUAACCCUAACCCUUUAAGGAGUGAGGGGUGUUUUCACCUAAAUGACAGGAAAUAAAACAUUUAGAUUGUUUUACUUGCAGGUUUUAAAUGUUUAACAUGAGAUUUUACACAAAGCUGAUGAAUGGAUCUUAUUUUUGUUGUUUACAGCUUUGGUAACCUGGAGUUUCAAAAAGCAGUUAGCAGUUUAUUCUCAUUGUUAACCCUCUGAACCCCAAACUGUUUUUGGCCAUUUUUUUCUUAUGCUUCUAUCACAUUUUUACUCCCUUUGGGCUCAUUUUUCACUGCAAAAUGAAGUCUUGCACCUCUAUGGAACCAACCCUCCAGCAAGUUUUUGGGUGCCCAAGGGUUAAUUAUCCAAGAGAGUUUCUGUUUUCAAUGUUGUGAGCAGCACAAAUGCUAUACCUUUCACCUCCACUGUUUUAUGAUGGAAACAGAAAUCUGCUACACGGACAAAAAAAAACUACAGGAUCCUUCUGUAAUGUGGGGGGAACGAGUCUUUAAAAUCUUGAUGUGUAGAUAUUUUUAUGUUAUUAGAUCAUCUUUAAAGUAAUUCUGUGUGGAAAUUUCUUUGUGAGACUAAGAGUAUAGAUGUUUGUGAUAAUAAUCUGGAGUUUCCAAAGUCAGACAGAUGUUCUCAGAUCUUUCUUCCUUCUUUUUUUAAAUCGCCGGAUGCUGAAGAUUUGGUGACUUUAGUUUGUUUACGCCACAAACCGCAGAUUUCCAGUAAAACACAGCUUACGUUACUGCUAUUGUCUCCUAACUUUGUUUAAAAAAGAAAAGAUAUUUAAAACUUUAACAUGUGUUACUGUACAUGGUCUCUGUUCCUUUAUAUUAUUGGUGUUUCAGGGUAAAACUAUCGGGCUUGUUUUGAAGCCUUUCUUACAGAUAUGCUGCAUAUUGUUUGUCUAUCAUUGAAAAAUAGAGAAUAUGAGUGUGAGUUGUUAUAUUUCGGGAAAUACAGAAAGAUAUAUAAUAAUAAUGAUUUCACUAAUUAAAUCACCUGAUCCCUGUUUGUUUUAACGGCUUAAUAAUGGUACACUUUAAUCUGUCUUCACCACUAAUGUGAUUUUAUAUGUUUUUAUAUGGGAAAGUGCUCUUGUCUACGGUGUUGGUUUCUUAUCGAACAAAUAAAUUAAGAUUUUUUUAAAUGUC